Closterium sp. Naga37s-1 is the source of this 1913-nucleotide messenger RNA. NCBI's taxonomy places the organism in Eukaryota, Viridiplantae, Streptophyta, Zygnematophyceae, Desmidiales, Closteriaceae. The record is from the annotation of a GenBank genome assembly.
AGGAAACGUUUACUAAGGUGAUUCUUAGCGGGUGUGAAGAAAUAGCAAGGAGCUCCGAGCAACCCACCACUUGCCAUGAUGUGGUCGACAUGCUGCCAGCUCCCCUCUGGCACCAAAUCUUCCACUGCCUCCUGCGGCCACCCCCCCAAUUGGACAAACCCCAAGGCACCACGGGCCUCACGGGGUUUGAAAGGCUGAAGUAUGACUAUUCGAAGAGGGAAUCGGACGACCGAUCGGAGUUCCUGAAAAUGUUCAGUGACCCUAAUUCCUCCGCUAGCGACCAGCAUGAAGAUAAUGCCAGAGGCUAUGGCUCAUCAUGGCCUCUAAUCUGCUGCGCUCUUACCAGCAAGAGGCUUCUUCAGCAUGUCCUCUCUUUCGCUGAGAAACAGCCAAUCUCCCUCGUGUACGAGGACGAGCGUUGGCAGAAGACCAUUCAAUACUUCCUCACCCACCACGGCCAGCACAUCACUUCUCUUGAUCUCAUCUUCACAGAAAUGGACCAGCUCCCCUCCCUCCGCCCUUUGAUCGCUCGCUGCAGCCCCUCUCUUUCCUCCUUCAGACUGAAGCUGCGGGGCUUUGUAACCAUGUUCGAUGAGCAUGAGUACAAGGACUGGACUCUCAGCUUCCUUCAAAACUGCUUGCAACUGCAGCGCCUGAAGCUGGGCCGAGGCAUGUGGAACCUCGACAAGAGCUGCGCGAAUGCCGCGUGGCUGAAAUCAAUCCGCUGCCUGACCCUGAAGCAGGUGGAUACGAGCCACGUGAACUUCGAAUAUCUUGAUUCCAUCACGCCGCAGCUGCACGAGUUCACGCUCUACCAACACUGGCACCUCUCCCGCGGACCCGUCUUUGGCUCCCACGCUAUGACCUUCUCCUUCCCCAAUGCCCGCCUCCUCCGCUUCCGCUUUGCCAGCAACGAGUUCAAGCUCACCCUCUCUGUCUCCCCUGCACUCAAGACUCUCUCAGUGAUGGCCAAGUGGCUUGUUCUCUCCUGCAAGAGCACCGCUCCUCUUGCUCUCGACCACCUCUCGCUGUACGGCCAGGAGCGGCUCGUCAUUUCCUCCCUCCCCAUCGCAUCCGUGCGAGCUGCCUACCUCAAUGGCCCAGCCAGUGAUGAGGAAUCCAGCUGCCCUGGGAUCUCUUACCAGCUGCCCCCCUCCUGGCAGCACGUUCCCCGCGGCAUUUCCGGCUUUUCCUGGACCGAGUGGCUGCGCUCUAUAGCUCAAAACGUGGAGGUGCUUGUAGUGAGGCAUGAGAUUCCGAUCCACGAGGUGGGUGUGGAGUGGAGGAACCUGCGCAGCCUUGGGAUUGUCAUGCAUGCGGAGGGGCCGCACAACAAGGAGUGGGAGGCGACGGUGGAGAAUUACAGGGCGUUUAUGGAGGACGGGGAGUUUGAUGAUGAUCUGGAUGAGGACGGUGGCUGGGGUGGGUGUUAUGGUGAUGAUGACGAGGAGGAAGAUGAUGAUGAGGAUGAGGAUGGUUUCGAUGAUGAUGAUGAGGAGGGUGAGUAUGGGGGGAGGGGUUGCGGUGGAGGAAGGGGAGGGAGUCGCAAGAAGAAGGCCCCUGCGAAGCCGCCUUCUAUCGAUGCUCCGAAUCUGCAGUUCUUCUUCUUCCCCUCUCGCAAGGCGUGUGACGCCGCCACACUGGCUGCACUGCGGCAGGACUACCCCGCCCUGGCGCUCUACUGUGUGGUGGACUGCUCCUUCUACUGGCAGAGGAAGGGGCAGCCGGUGAGCAAUGUGCCGCUCAAGCAUGUGCGGCAGGCGAAGAGCGGGGUGCUGCGGGAUAGGUUUGAUGAGAAGAAGCAGCCGAAGAACGUGAGGGAAAAGAUGUACAGUGUGAAUAGGAAGCUGGUGGAGGGGUACAGUGUUGAGGAGGAUGAGGCUCAUAUGUUCAAAUACAAGGGAAGGUUCUAG